Verticillium dahliae VdLs.17 is the source of this 690-nucleotide messenger RNA. RefSeq lists its product as uncharacterized. Gene Ontology annotation, biological process: regulation of DNA-templated transcription. Lineage: Eukaryota; Fungi; Ascomycota; Sordariomycetes; Glomerellales; Plectosphaerellaceae. Gene Ontology annotation, molecular function: zinc ion binding; DNA-binding transcription factor activity, RNA polymerase II-specific. The record is from RefSeq and is a predicted model, not a curated record. The transcript has a single exon. The annotation marks the transcript as partial.
AUGCCGGCCGCGCCACCCAAACCGCGCAAGAUUGGCUCACGGGCCUGCGAUGCCUGCAAGAUCCGAAAGGUGAAGUGCACCGAGAUUCCGCCCUGUCGUCGCUGCAGCACCAUCGGCAUUGAGUGCACCUUCAACAAGGGACAGGCCACGAGGGGCCCGAGGAGCCUCCGAGCCAAGACGUGGCAGCAGAUUCGAGAUGCGCAGCAGCAGCAGCACCACCACCAGGAGAAACCUCCCGAAAAUGCUGCGGCGACGCGCAACGUGAGCGCCGAUGGGAGCCCGCACUCGUCCACCGGCCGGGAACCUUCGAUGAACAACUCGACGACCCCCGUCAUUGCCGUCGAAUGGCUCGUCCUGCGGCUCUGCAUCUACCGCCUGCGCCUUUUCCCGGUAUGGCCCAUUGUCGCCGUCGAGGAGGUCAUCGCCUCGCUACAGCGCGAUGCCGAGGACCAAGAGAUGUACGCCCUCGCCACGGCCAUUGGCGCAGCCACCAUGGCCCAGCUCAAGCUUGACCGUUCCCGCGACUGCGGCAUCAACGACGCUGUGACCGCCCAUGUCCUCGAAGCAGAGUGCCAGCGGAGCCGCGUCCUGCUCGACUCGCAGCCCGCCAACCUCAACAAGCUGCGGACCUCCUUCUUCCUCCACAUCUUCCACGAGAACCAGCAGCCCGGCGGCACCAACGUCGCUGUU